AUGCUUAGCCAAGUCAUCAUGAACAAGAAAUUCUUCCUAGUCUUGGAUGAUGUUUGGGAUGCGCAAGUAUGGGAUGAGCUACUGAGAAAGCCCUUGCAUAGUGGUUCGGCAGAUAGUAGAAUUUUGAUAACAAGUAGACAUGAAACCAUUGCUAGACAGAUGGGAGCAGUAUACAUCCAUAGUGUGGAGAAGUUGUCUCAAGAGGAUGGUUGGUCAUUAAUUUGCAAGAUGGUGUUUGAGGAAUGUGAGAAAGGAGACAUGCAUGUGUUAAGUGAUGUCGGGAUGAGAAUUGUAGAGAAAUGUGAUGGCCUUCCGCUUGCUCUUCGGACUGUUGGAGGGGUUCUUCGAACCAAGGAGAAAAGGCAUUCAGAAUGGGAAAAAGUCCUCGCUAGUCCAGCAUGGUCUUUUACGAAACUUCCAAACGAGAAGAUGGGCCCGUUGUACUUGAGUUAUCUGGAUUUACCGCCUCCUCUAAAGCAAUGCUUCACCUCCCUUUCAUUAUUUCCUAAGGACUCCCUAAUUUUUGGGAUAACUUUUGCCAAUAGUUGUAUUGCAGAUGGCUUUGUAACAUCCGAAGACGAUGCGCCCUUGGAAGAUUGGGCAGAAGGGUAUUGGAAGGAGUUGGUGCAAAGGAACCUUCUACAGCCAGAUUCUAAGUGGUAUGAUCAAUUUGUUUGCAGGAUGCAUGACCUCCUGCGGUCUCUAGCUCAACAUAUAGCAGGGGAUGAGUGCUUCAUCGGGGAUGCACGAGCAUUUGAAAACAAGAUCAAGUCCUCUUUAUCGAUAAAACUACGCCGUUUAUCAAUUGUAGAUGGAAACUUAGAAACCAUACCUGACUUGAUAAUGAAACAGACAUCCUUGAGGACCUUGUCAUUCUUUCAUACCCCGCAUAUUCACGAUCUUCCAGAAGAUCUCUUCAGACAGCUAAGAAAGUUAAGGGUCCUGAAUUUAAAGGAAACAGCCAUUGCCAAUCUCUCAACUUCCUUGGGAGAUCUUGUGCACCUUAGACGUCUUGAUCUCUCUCAUACCAAAAUACGAGAGAUACCGGAGAGUAUAGGAAAUCUUAGAAAUCUCCUAUUCCUGAUACUCGAGGAUUGUGAAUAUUUGCACAACCUCCCUAAUGGUGUCGUGUGGUUAAUCAAUCUGAGGGUUCUAGACAUCCGGGGUGCACCACUUGAUGGUCUGCCUGUGGGAAUAGGGAGACUGAAACAACUACGUUCAAUUCGGGGAUUUGUAGCGAAUGGUUGCGAGGGCUGCAGAUCUGGAGUAGGAGAAACUGAUAGGGAGCAGGAGCACAAGGGGCAUCAAGACGAGAGGUUCUGCACCUUGAAAGAGUUGAAAUCUCUCGUCCAGCUCCGGAAUAUUAGCAUGGUCAAAUUGGAGAGGGUAUCAGACAGGGCUGAAGCAAAAGCCGCUGCACUUCAAGCCAAGCCCCAUCUUUUCCGCCUACUUCUGAGUUGCACGCUACCGAGCAGCUCUUCUGAUGUGCAGCAGCCUCGUGCAAAUUAUUACGAGGAGGAAGAUAUCAAGAGAAUAGGGGAGGUAUUCGAGGAGCUCUGCCCACCGCCAUGCCUUGAACUGCUUGAAAUCAAUGGCUACUUCGGCCAUGAGUUUCCCAGCUGGAUGAUCACACCCUCCUCGUCAUGGCUCCCUAACCUGCGAAGGCUGGAUCUAAUGAAUUGUGGUCUAUGCCAGCAACUUCCACCCUUGGGAAUGCUGCCACAACUGGAGUACCUCUGGAUUAAAGGUGCUUCUGCAGUCACGAGCAUCGGGCCUGAAUUCAUAUUGCUGGCAGGUGGUAGUACUGGUGCAAGAGGACAGAAUGGAAGAAAAAUAGACUCUUGCUUCUCCUCCUACUUCCCCAAACUAGAGAAACUUGGAUUUGAAAACAUGCCUAAUUGGGAAGAAUGGUGGUGGCGGUGGGAGGAGGAGGACAACCAAGCAACAUCGUUGCUACCUUCUCUUAAGAUAUUGAUCAUUAAUGGAUGUCCGGAGUUGAGGUCUCUUCCAGAGAGCCUCCUCUAUCAUGUCACCGCCCUGAAGACAUUACAAAUUACACGUGCCCACGGCAUGAGAAAUAUACAAAACCUCCCCUCUCUUACAGAGUUGAUCUUGGUCCACAACUCAAGUUUGGAAAGAGUGUCCAACUUUCCUGUACUCAAACACUUGCAUGUUGAGGAUUGUGAGGAAUUGAAGGUUGUGGAGGCUGUGAAUGCCGUGGAGCACAUACAGCUCGAUGAUCGAGAAGCAGAGUCUCUCCCAGAGUGGUUAGUAGGUGCUGGUGAAGAACAACCACGCUUCCCUUCCCUCCACAAGUUGACUCUCUCCAACAAAAUCUAUCGCCAAGGACUGCCCGAUUGGCCUCUGAUCUGA
This is a messenger RNA of Phoenix dactylifera (date palm), 2373 nucleotides long. The record is from RefSeq and is a predicted model, not a curated record. NCBI's taxonomy places the organism in Eukaryota, Viridiplantae, Streptophyta, Magnoliopsida, Arecales, Arecaceae.